GAAACUGGCGGCAGCUGCUCUCACUCCCCUCCUCUCACCCGCCCCUUAAAGGCUUUGAUUACUCGGGAGAGAGGAGAGAUCCAGCUCCCAGUUCUAGCUGCAGACUGACCCAAAAAGCAGUGCCAGGAUUGAACUUAGCCAUGGAUCUGAAGGACAGCACCAGCGAGGACAGCAUGGGCAGCCUGCAGCCCUCCAGCAUCCAGAUCUUUGCCAACACCACCACGCUCCACGGGCUCCGCCACGUCUUCGUCUACGGCCCGGUGACCGUCCGGCGCCUGCUCUGGACCUUGGCCUUUGUGGGCUCGCUGGGGCUGCUCCUGGUGGAGAGCUCGGACAGGGUGGCUUUCUACUUCUCCUACCAGCACGUGACCAAAGUGGACGAGGUGGUGGCCAACAGCCUGGUGUUCCCCGCCGUCACCAUCUGCAACCUCAACGAGUUCCGCUUCUCCCGCCUCACCACCAACGACCUGUACCACGCCGGGGAGCUGCUGGCCCUGCUCGACGUCAACCUGCAGAUCCCCAACCCCCACCUGGCCGACCCCGCCGUGCUGGCCAUCCUCCAGGAGAAGGCCAACUUCAAGCACUACAAGCCCAAGGUGUUCAGCAUGCAGGAGUUCCUGGCGCGGGUGGGCCACGACCUGAAGGAUAUGAUGCUGUACUGCAAGUUCAAAGGGCAGGAGUGCAACCACGAGGACUUCAAAACUGUGUUUACAAGAUAUGGGAAAUGCUACAUGUUCAACUCAGGAGAAGAAGGGCGGCCUCUCCUCACCACAGUGAAGGGUGGGACAGGCAAUGGACUGGAGAUCAUGCUGGACAUCCAGCAGGAUGAAUAUUUGCCAAUCUGGGGAGAAACAGAGGAGACGACGUUCGAGGCUGGAGUCAAAGUCCAGAUCCACAGCCAGUCCGAGCCACCCUUCGUCCAGGAGCUGGGCUUUGGGGUGGCCCCUGGAUUCCAGACCUUUGUGGCCACCCAGGAGCAAAGGCUGACGUACCUGCCUCCACCGUGGGGUGAAUGUCGCUCGUCGGAAAUGGGCUUAGACUUCUUUCCCGUUUACAGCAUCACGGCCUGCAGGAUCGACUGCGAGACCCGCUACAUCGUGGAGAACUGCAACUGCAAAAUGGUCCACAUGCCAGGGGAUGCUCCCUUCUGUACCCCGGAGCAGUACAAGGAGUGCGCGGAGCCCGCGCUCGGUUUGCUUGCUGAGAAGGACAGCAACUACUGCAUCUGCAGGACACCCUGCAACCUGACCAGGUACAACAAAGAGCUCUCCAUGGUCAAGAUCCCCAGCAAGACCUCGGCCAAGUACCUGGAGAAGAAGUUCAAUAAGUCAGAAAAAUACAUCUCAGAGAAUAUUCUUGUGCUGGACAUAUUUUUUGAAGCACUCAACUACGAGACAAUUGAGCAGAAGAAAGCCUAUGAAGUGGCAGCCUUACUUGGUGACAUUGGAGGCCAGAUGGGGCUGUUUAUCGGUGCUAGCAUCCUCACCAUCCUCGAGCUCUUUGAUUAUAUAUACGAGCUGAUCAAGGAGAAAUUAUUAGACCUACUUGGGAAGGAGGAAGAGGAGGGGAGCCAUGAUGAAAACGUGAGCACUUGUGAUCCCAUGCCAAACCAUUCGGAAACCAUCAGCCACACUGUGAACGUGCCGCUCCAGGCCACGCUGGGAACGCUGGAGGAGAUCGCCUGCUGACACUGGACUGCUCCACAGGGCCAACACCCAAGGAAGGAAAACUGCACAGGGAAGCAGGGACCCAGCUCAGUCUCUGAUUUUCACUACCAGAAGGAAAUGGCCCAGCCAUCCCCUGAAAUCACCAUUACUAACGUCGUAGGCUGAAAAUUAGAAUAAAGAAACAAAAAGUCGCA
This is a messenger RNA of Pseudopipra pipra, 1861 nucleotides long. RefSeq names its product acid-sensing ion channel 2. Bases 141 to 1688 code for a protein of 515 amino acids. The record is from RefSeq and is a predicted model, not a curated record. The transcript is spliced from 11 exons. NCBI's taxonomy places the organism in Eukaryota, Metazoa, Chordata, Aves, Passeriformes, Pipridae. Gene Ontology annotation, cellular component: plasma membrane. Gene Ontology annotation, biological process: sodium ion transmembrane transport. Gene Ontology annotation, molecular function: ligand-gated sodium channel activity.